AGAGUAUUCCGGGCGAUUGGGUCUUGCUAUUUCGGUACUCCCCUCUUUGGGUGGCCAACAUGUCUUUGACCUCUGCCUACCAGCAUAAGUUAGCGGAGAAGCUCACGAUCCUGAAUGACCGAGGCCAGGGGGUUCUUAUCCGCAUGUACAACAUCAAGAAGACCUGCUCAGAUCCCAAAUCCAAGCCACCCUUCUUACUGGAAAAAUCCAUGGAACCAUGUCUCAAGUACAUCAACAAGAAAUUUCCCAAUAUAGAUGUCCGAAACAGCACGCAACAUUUAGGACAAGUUCAUCGUGAGAAAGCUGAGAUAGUUAGAUUCCUCAUCAAUUACUACCAGUCAUUUGUGGAUGUCAUGGAGUUUCGGGAUCAUGUGUAUGAACUUCUCAACACCAUUGAUGCCUGCCAGUGUCACUUUGAUAUCAAUCUCAACUUUGACUUCACGCGGAGUUACCUGGACUUGAUUGUGACUUACACCUCGGUCAUUUUACUCUUGUCACGGAUUGAGGAUCGCCGUAUACUCAUUGGCACGUACAACUGUGCCCAUGAGAUGCUCCAUGGGCACAGUGACCCCAGUUUUGCUCGCCUGGGUCAGAUGGUCUUGGAGUAUGACCAUCCUCUGAAGAAGCUGACGGAAGAAUUUGGGCCUCAUACAAAGGCCGUGAGUGGAGCCCUCCUCUCUCUGCACUUCCUCUUUGCUCGGAGGAACCAGGGGGCUGAGCAGUGGCGCAGUGCCCAGCUUCUAAGUCUCAUCAGCAGCCCCCCAGCCAUGAUUAACCCUGCCAAUUCAGACACAAUGGCCUGUGAGUAUCUGUCCGUGGAGGUGAUGGAGCGAUGGAUCAUAAUGGGGUUUCUUCUUUGUCACGGGUGCCUCAACUCCAACAGCCAGUGCCAGAAACUGUGGAAGCUGUGUCUGCAGGGCUCUCUGUACAUCACCCUCAUCCGGGAGGAUGUGCUGCAGGUGCACAAGGUCACCGAGGACCUGUUCAGCAGCCUGAAAGGGUAUGGCAAGCGAGUGGCGGACAUCAAAGAAAGCAAGGAACAUGUCAUUGCAAACAGUGGCCAGUUUCACUGUCAACGACGGCAGUUUCUGAGGACAGCUGUGAAGGAGCUGGAGACCGUGUUGAAUGAUGAGCCAGGGCUGCUGGGUCCUAAGGCUCUUUUUGCUUUCAUGGCCCUGUCUUUCAUUCGUGAUGAGGUCACCUGGCUGGUUCGCCAUACAGAAAAUGUUACCAAGACAAAGACACCCGAGGAUUACAUUGACUCGAGCAUUGCAGAACUGCUUUUCCUCCUGGAAGAGGUCAGGGCUCUUGUCCAAAGACACGUCAAAGUGAUUCAGCAAUACCACCUUCAGUACCUGGCCCGAUUCGAUGCCCUUGUGCUCAGUGAUAUCAUUCAGAACUUGUCUGUGUGUCCAGAGGAGGAGUCCAUCAUCAUGUCCUCGUUUGUCAGCACCCUGUCCUCUCUGACUCUCAAGCAAGUUGAUAAUGAAGAAAAAUUUGACUUCUUUGGAUUGAGGCUGGAUUGGUUCCGCCUACAGGCCUACACCAGUGUGGCGAAGGCACCCCUGCACCUUCAUGAGAACCCCGACUUAGCCAAGGUGAUGAACCUCAUCGUCUUUCACUCCCGGAUGCUGGACUCAGUAGAUAAAGUGCUGGUGGAGACUUCUGACCUGUCAACUUUCUGUUUUCAUCUCCGCACCUUUGAGAAGAUGUUUGCUAUGACCCUGGAAGAACCUACCAUGUUACGCUACGCCAUUGCGUUCCCCCUGAUUUGCGCUCACUUUGCCCACUGCACUCAUGAGAUGUGUCCUGAGGAGUACCCCCACCUGAAGAACCAUGGCCUUCACCACUGUAAUUCCUUCCUGGAGGAGCUGGCCAAGCAGACCAGCAACUGCGUGCUGGAGAUCUGUGCUGAGCAGCGGAACCUCAGCGAGCAGCUUCUGCCCAAGCACUGUGCCACCACCAUCAGCAAGGCCAAGAACAAGAAGACCAUGAAGCAGAGGCAGGCUCCUAGGAAAGGGGAGCCUGAGAGGGACAAACCAGGAGCUGAGAGUCACCGGAAGAACCGCAGCAUUGUCACCAACAUGGACAAACUACAUCUAAACUUGACCGAACUGGCACUGGCAAUGAAUCAUGUAUCUAGUUUCUCUGUGUUCGAACACACCAUCUUCCCGUCAGAGUAUCUUAGCAGUCACCUGGAAGCCAGACUCAACAGAGCCAUCGUGUGGCUGGCUGGCUACAAUGCCACAACCCAGGAGAUCCUUAGGCCUUCUGAGCUACUGGCAGGAGUCAAAGCAUACAUCACUUUUAUUCAGUCACUGGCGCAGUUUCUGGGUGCAGAUGCUUCCAGAGUCGUCCGCAACGCCCUCCUGCAGCAGACACAGCCACUGGACUCCUGUGGCGAACAGACUGUCACUACUCUCUACACAAACUGGUACCUAGAAAGUCUCCUCAGACAGGCAAGCGGUGGAGCCAUCGUCCUCUCCCCAGCCAUGCAGGCUUUCAUCAGCCUUCCCCGAGAGGGCGAGCAGAACUUCAGUGCUGAGGAGUUCUCUGACAUCUCUGAGAUGCGAGCCUUGGCUGAACUCCUAGGUCCCUAUGGCAUGAAGUUCCUGAGUGAAAACCUCAUGUGGCAUGUGACUUCUCAGAUUGUAGAGCUGAAGAAGCUGGUGGUGGAAAACAUGGAUGUACUGGUUCAGAUAAGAUCUAAUUUUAGUAAGCCGGACUUGAUGGCCUCUCUGCUGCCACAGCUGACAGGGGCUGAAAAUGUGCUGAAACGCAUGACCAUCAUUGGGGUGAUUCUCAGUUUUAGGGCCAUGGCCCAAGAGGGACUUCAGGAGGUUUUCUCUUCCCACUGCCCCUUUCUUAUGGGUCCCAUUGAGUGCCUGAAGGAGUUUGUCACUCCAGACACAGACAUGAAGGUCACCCUGAGUGUCUUUGAGCUGGCAUCUGCUGCAGGGGUGAGCUGUGACAUCGACCCAGCCCUGGUGGCUGCCAUUGCCAAUCUGAAAGCUGACAGCUCAUCCCCUGAAGAAGAGUACAAGGUGGCCUGCCUGCUCUUGAUUUUUCUUGCUGUCUCCCUCCCACUCCUUGCUACUGACCCUUCUUCCUUCUACAGUAUUGAGAAAGAUGGUUACAAUAACAACAUCCACUGCUUGACCAAAGCCAUCAUCCAAGUUUCUGCUGCCCUCUUCACGCUGUACAACAAGAACAUUGAAACCCACCUCAAGGAAUUUCUGGUGGUGGCCUCUGUCAGCCUUUUGCAGCUGGGCCAGGAGACUGACAAGCUUAAAACCAGAAAUCGUGAAUCCAUUUCUCUGCUUAUGCGCUUGGUUGUGGAGGAGUCGCCUUUCUUGACCCUGGACAUGCUGGAGUCCUGUUUUCCUUACGUCCUGCUACGAAAUGCCUAUCGAGAGGUUUCCCGGGCCUUCUACCUGAACCGGCUAUCUGCCAGUACCCACUGAAGGGCCUUCUGGAUGUGCACAGAGCUGGCCACAGUGGGCUGUGGCCAUUUUGGAUAUGUGCAGAGCUGCUCCACAGUGGAAGCUGUGGUCAUUUUCUCAAAAGGGAAGGGGAGUGGGAGGGUGCCAGGGAGAUGGGGGUGGGGGAGGUCACACAGCUUACGAACAGGUAUGCUGAGGAAUAUCCAGGCUGGGGAAUCAUGGAGAAGUGGGCCAGGCUGGGGCCAUAGAGGACAGUUCAUAGACAAAGGGUUGUGGGACCACAUGUAUGAAUUUUUACCACAAAAAAACCCAGUGACCUACAAGCAUAUUUUGUAUCUUCUGGUAAUUCCAGCUUGAGCUCUGACAGGCAUGGGUCUCUCCGACCUUCAUCACUAUUCUAGGAUAAUGCUGGCGGGCAGAGAUGAUCAAUCAUCGUAUUAAACCAUAAUGAGCUUAUAAUCCUCCCGCUGGAGCUGCUAUUGUCUCCUGCACAUUCAUUAGGACGAUUAUCUCCUCUCUUCCUUUUCCAAAUGUGUUCAGCAAACAGCCCUCCUGCUCCCACUGCAGUGGACAACGCAGGGGCCCCUCCUCCAUGGGGUUCUUUCCUCUGCCCCUGCUUGACUGCUGUCCACACUGAGAUAGGGAGGAGGUGUCCUCCAGAACCUUCAUGGACAGCCUGCUUUCCUGUCCACUGUGGGUAAUGAGUGUGUCUCUUGCUUUCACCCCACCUUUUUUUCCUGUGACUCUCCACAACCCAGAACAGAGGGGCAGUUUAGAUUAAGUCCUAGGUCACUUCAGCAAAGUAAACCAGACUCAGGUGGUUUUUUUCCCCUCCUGUAUCAUUUGGGGGUACUCUAUCUCCUAAUGGGUGGGACUAAUUUAAUCCCAAAUCCCCUUGGCAGCCUGGGUACAACUGUUGCUCCAGGCAGGGAUUUCUCUUAUAGAUCUUAAACUUCACAGACCUCAUUAGGUUGUAGGGCCCUGAAAGUGGGUAUCCUUGAGGGAGUACAAGCUGUUUCAAUUCAGUCCUUUUCUGCACUAAUUAGAAUUUCAAGUGUCACAGAGCCUGGGGCAUUUAAGAUAGCACUAAACUAGGUUUAGUUAACUCCAUGACAGGAACCAGUAGCCCUAUCCGUCACUCACGCAGUCAUUGCCAGGGAGGCCGGAGCAACAGAUCAUGUGUGUCACAGGUCCAGAAUGGUUGAAAUGGGCAAAUAGAAUUAGUCAGUUGAUUAAUUAGGGUCAUGUCCAUACUUCCACGAUGAAAAGGAAGCAAUUGUUGGCUUUCAGCAAAACCAUCCGGCCUUCAUUAAACCAA
Messenger RNA from Nannospalax galili (Upper Galilee mountains blind mole rat), 4761 nucleotides. It is a transcript of the gene Nckap1l, whose product is annotated as NCK associated protein 1 like. Gene Ontology annotation, biological process: cell migration; neuron projection morphogenesis; cortical actin cytoskeleton organization. The transcript has 31 exons. NCBI's taxonomy places the organism in Eukaryota, Metazoa, Chordata, Mammalia, Rodentia, Spalacidae. Gene Ontology annotation, cellular component: SCAR complex. Bases 60 to 3464 code for a protein of 1134 amino acids. The record is from RefSeq and is a predicted model, not a curated record.